UUGCAUCUGCCCCCCAACAACAGAUAUUACCCACCCCCCACCUCUGGAUAUGCCGAUUUAAAGCAUGGAUACCAAUCCCCAUGGUUUUGGAACCCUUUCUCGGCCAAAGUAAUACACACAUCCUUCUCCAGGAAUGAAGAUGGAAAAAAAGAAGAAAGAAAAAAAAAAAAGGAACCUCUUACUCGACUCAAUUCAAAUUAGCUUCAGAAACCUCCCUUUGCGUAUUUUUGUUGUAAUUUUUUCUCCAUUUUGGAAACCCCUCGGUUUUUGUAGCUUUCUAUCUUUUCGAAGUAUACUUUUUUUUUUUCUUUUACUUUCUCUUACCUCUCUACUUCGUCCUGGUCCUUGUAUGUAACCCUGGUUUACAUACUGUCAUGUCUCUGCGAGAUCCUUGACUUGACCCUUUUUUUUCUUUUCUGCUUUUUCACAAAUCUUUUCUUUAAACCUUUGUCUUGCCAAGACGAAUAACACAAUGAUGUUAUUCGCAAUAAACCAAUCUGUACCAAAUCAAAAAAAAAAAAAAAA
Umbelopsis ramanniana AG is the source of this 525-nucleotide messenger RNA. RefSeq lists its product as uncharacterized. The transcript has a single exon. The record is from RefSeq and is a predicted model, not a curated record. Lineage: Eukaryota; Fungi; Mucoromycota; Umbelopsidomycetes; Umbelopsidales; Umbelopsidaceae. Bases 134 to 355 code for a protein of 73 amino acids.